Sphaeroforma arctica JP610 is the source of this 1256-nucleotide messenger RNA. RefSeq lists its product as hypothetical. Gene Ontology annotation, cellular component: mitochondrion. The transcript is spliced from 2 exons. Lineage: Eukaryota; Ichthyosporea; Ichthyophonida. Gene Ontology annotation, biological process: regulation of glucose metabolic process; protein phosphorylation. Gene Ontology annotation, molecular function: pyruvate dehydrogenase (acetyl-transferring) kinase activity. The record is from RefSeq and is a predicted model, not a curated record. The annotation marks the transcript as partial.
AGCGCAUGGGAAGAUGGGCACCUUCAGACUAACCAAGCAGGCCCAGCCUUUGGCUUGCCUAUGGCUCGAUUGUACACAGAAUACUUCAGGGGCAGUCUGUGGUUGUAUUCCUGUCAUGGAUACGGCACAGAUGUCUUUAUCCGAUUGGGGCUUUCCUUAGACAAUCGCGAAACGAAGCAACUGAUAUAAGCGAAUACAACGAUGCGCGCUCUCUAUGUUCUAUUUAUAGAUGGGAUAUACCGCAUGACCCCACAUGGCACUAUUAGUUAGUCUCAUCGUCAUGCUAGGCCGACCCACCCAUUCAAUGCUUGGCAAGAACAGGCGGUUCAGCCAGUGUAGAGAUUGGUUCUGAAUCCCUCAGAAUUCGUCUGGUGAUCCCCCUAUACCCCACUCAGCGGUGUACAUGGUUUUAGUAUUGCUCGUGAGAAACAAGACUUACACCCAGAGGCUACGUAUCUAUAGCCUAUUCUGGGAUAAAAAGAGACCAGGUAGUAGUAGGUCCGUGCGUGCUGUGGUGGUGGCUAACCGAGCGACCGGUCGUCACGGAUGAAGUUCGGAACAUUUGAAACCAGGCUUCAUUGACAGCGGGAAUACGUAGAACUCCGGGAAAGCCACUGAGGAGGGACACAAAUGAGCUCAGUGGCAGCUUGAAGGUACUGGGCCAUAGAAUAAGAGACGCUUAGGGUGGGGUUAGGCUGGUGAAAUAGCACGUGGGCGGGUGUUGGUAAUUGGAGUGUGAUGUAUUGAGAUAGGUGACGGCUGGGAGGAUCUGGUACUAGAGAGAGGCGAUUCUUUUGAUCACACACGUGGGAUGAAGGGUAGCCGCAGCUAGUGUCAACUUGGCUAAUACACCACGCCUCGCGUGUUGCCCACGACCAAGCACGUCUCACGGAUAUGUUAUGGCAGAAACUAAUGACUGAAGCAUUGGUGCAUGGGAAGGGCUGCGAUCUGGGGUGAGAAGCAACUAUACUACUUAGCACCCGGGAGCAUCUAUAGCGGGCAAAACUCUUUGUGUGGCAGCUGAGGAUUUUGACACGCUAGACGUGACAUCUCGAGGCUCGGUACACAAGGCUUAUUAGGACUAUACACAUAGGCCCAGGCAAUUGGACAUCAUAUGAGUCAUCAAAACAUGCCAUACUCUACAGUGAGAUGGUUGUGAAAUUUAUUCGAUCGGUGGUACCACGGCUCGAUCCGCCCCGUUGACCAAGUCCGCGACAGUACCAUUAAAGUGUGAGCGUUAAAAUCUGCGCAAUACA